GGAUAGAGUGAGAUGGGAGUUGUAUGAAAAUUACACUCAAUAUUCCUGUGUGAAAAUUUCUCCAGAAAAUUCAGAGUGUGCGAAUGUUUGAUAAAAAGUCUCGUUUCAACCAUUUUUCCAUCUAAUUGCUGGCAGUGAAGAGUCUCGCUUCUCGCUGAAGGAACUCCCCCCGGGGGGACGCGCUGCUUCCAGUGAAAAUCAAUUAUAGGGUGAGAAAAAGCGUUUGCUUGCGAGGUGGCUCUUUUGCGCUCAACAGUGGGGCUUCUGUGGCUGAAAGGUACCUUUUGAUAGGCACACAACGAUUUCAUCUUCGUCCACUAAUCGACCGUAGCAUCGGAGGGAGGAGACGUGGCAAAUUUUCCGGUGAAUUUUCCUUUGUCUGACAACAAGAACGGACGCUCGGAAUCGAUUGAAUGUGAACGUCACGGAAGUGCAGAGAGAUGUUUUGAUUGAUCGCUAGAAUGGGCUUCUUGCACUAGUGUCCCUCACUCUGCCGGUGACCCCUGAUCUUUUCCUCGGCCGCUAGGGCGGCUAAAUAGUUGCGAGUGUGGGCGGCGCACGGGGGAAGAGCGUUGGAAGUACUUUAUUUUCACUGUGACGUGCGUGAGGAGAGAAUAAAAAGAAUUCCUGGGCAACAGAAUGCAGAGAAAUAACUCGUAAAUAAUGCUGGGACUGAGAGGAUGUGGCAUAGCUGAGAGGGAAAGCCUAAAAACACCCUGAAAAGCCACAACGAACAUGAGAAGAAGACUCCGGGGGUCUGUCUAUGGUGUGGAUGAAACGGAUUCUCACUCAGGAGACCACCGACUACUGCAAGACUUCCACCCUGGCACCGGUACUACCGCAAGCCAACACCAUCUCGUCGACCUCGGCGGCCCUAGGCAGUGCCAUUGUCAUCAGCAGCAGUGGCAGUCAGACCAGCAGUCGGACCACGUCGCCACUGCUGUUUCAGGCCCUGCCACCGCCACCCCCGCCACUAUUGCACAACCACCGAUCCACCAUCGAGGAGGUGGCACUGAAGAAUUGCCUCGCCACGAUCCGGUGCUCCGUAGCCUCACCGCAGAUCACAUUCCCACCGCCAUCACCGCUCAAUCGCUCCUGCCCUGCUGAACCGUUCACUGUGACGCCAUUCUACCACCACCCACGCCGCUUUCCGCGCUUCCAGACACUUCUGGGUGAGCGUGUGGCUUCGUCGUCGGCUAUCUCCACACCCAGCGGACACUUGUUCCUCUCUUCCGUGGACCUGGCGCUGGGCAAAGCGCAGCAGCAAGACUUCCUGUCACUCUCCCUGUCGCCGCCGCUCAACCGACGCCGUGACAUGCCGGCGCUGCGGGGACCCUUCGUCAGUCUAUCCGAACCACGAUCCGGGACAACAGAUGAGCCUUACGCCGAGUCUCCAGAUAGCAGUCUAUAUGGGAGCGACGAGGAACAGGAGGACGUCUCCCAGUAUUGCCGCGGAGGCUAUCAUCCCAUCGUGAUUGGCGAUGUGUUUGACAAUCGCUACCGUGUUGUGCGGAAGCUGGGAUGGGGGCACUUUUCCACUGUGUGGCUCUGCUGGGAUAUCGAGGACGAAAAGUACGUGGCUUUGAAGGUGGUGAAGAGUGCUCCGCACUACACUGAGACGGCCACAGAUGAAAUUCACUUGCUGGAGGUGAUCAGCACGGCGGAUCCAUUUGAUUUGAAUCGUGAUAAGAUCGUGCGGCUGCUCAACAACUUUACUGUGCGUGGCGUGAAUGGCGUGCACACGUGUCUGGUGUUUGAGGCGCUGGGAUGCAGUCUGUACAAGUUGAUCGUGAAGAAUAACUACCAGGGUUUGCCGCUUCAUCUUGUGCGCUCGGUGAUCAAGCAAAUGCUUCAGGGCCUCGAUUAUCUGCACACGAAGUGUCACAUUAUCCACACGGACGUGAAGCCAGAGAACAUUCUACUCGUUAUGGACAACGUGGCAGUGGUCAAUCAGCAGAUUGAUGAUGAAAUCAUGUCAAUGAGAGCACGCGGAGUGGAAUUUCCAGACUCCUACGUGAGUGCAUUUGAGAAGCGCUCACUCAAUCGCAGCAGCAUCGAGGAGGACCUUCUAAAGAGCACACCCAUCUCGUCAUCUGGCACAUCCAAGCAGACCACCGGCACUACAAGUAUUGACAUCUCGUCACCGUCCGAGGAAGAGGGCGUGAGUGUGGGCGCUGAUCGUGGAGUAGCGGCGAACAUGAUGGCCUUUCGGCAGCAAUCGAGCCUCGAGGAUUUUGUGGACAAUUCCGGAGCGGCAGCCAUGGCUGGCAUUCUCACAGGAUCUGACUUUCCGGGGCGCUAUCGCGUGGAGAGACGCAGUAGUCAAGCACAAUUGGCCAAACUCGAGUUGGCCGCCUUAAAUGAAAGGACAGGGACAACGUCUGAAUUAACAAAGGACCAAACCAAGGCAUAUAUGCCGUCUACUCAAUCAUAUUCGAGCACUCUUCAGUCGAUAAUCAACGGGAACAGUAUUCGUGUGAAAAUUGCCGACUUGGGAAAUGCUUGUUAUGACUAUCACCACUUCACGGAAGAUAUUCAGACUCGUCAGUAUCGGUCCGUGGAGGUGCUCCUGGGAGCCCCGUACAACUUUACAGCGGAUAUCUGGAGCACGGCAUGCUUGGCAUUUGAAUUGGCCACAGGAGACUAUCUGUUUGAUCCACAUGCCGGCGAUAACUACACACGCGAUGAGGAUCAUUUGGCGCAUAUCAUCGAACUCUUGGGAAACAUUCCACCAAGUUUAAUCUUCCGUGGGAAGCACGGGAACAAAUACUUCACCAGCACUGGUCACUUGAGGAAUAUACUGAAAUUGAAACCGUGGGGCCUCCAGAACGUGUUGAUUGAGAAAUACGAGUGGGAUCCAAUUGAGGCACGAGAUUUCACGGACUUCCUGCUGCCGAUGCUCCAUUUCAAUCCCAUCCUUCGAGCAUCUGCUGCACAAUGCUUGAAGCAUCCGUGGCUCGAGUGAACGGGUGCG
Messenger RNA from Phlebotomus argentipes, 2974 nucleotides. RefSeq names its product SRSF protein kinase 3-like. Gene Ontology annotation, molecular function: protein kinase activity; ATP binding. The transcript has 8 exons. Gene Ontology annotation, biological process: protein phosphorylation; regulation of mRNA processing; spliceosomal complex assembly. Bases 764 to 2965 code for a protein of 733 amino acids. NCBI's taxonomy places the organism in Eukaryota, Metazoa, Arthropoda, Insecta, Diptera, Psychodidae. The record is from RefSeq and is a predicted model, not a curated record.